AACGCAUGCGUAUAACUGGUCGAAGUAUUGCAGGCGCACGACUCGACAAGCAACAGAGUGCUGUGUACAUCUCCGCCUACGUAUUAUUAUUUGCCUGUCUCAUAACCACGCUUUUUGUUGAUCGUGAUCAACCACGAAUUUUAAGCAGUUUCGAAUCAUACAAAUAAUGAAUUCAUCAUUUGUAAAAGACGUACUGUGGCUUGUUGACAAAACGACGUAAGAAGGCUUUAAUGCAAUACAAAGGCAAGCAUGAUUCUGGCAGGAUCAGACCAUUUUCUGGCGGUACCGGUAGAAGCGACAGCAUUUUUGGGUGCUGUUGCUGGUUUUGUGGUUCUUCUGUUGGCUCUUUUCCUGUACCUAUCACGCAAAUGGUGCUUUACUCCGCCGUCCACGACUACACUUUUCGGCGGCGUUUGCGUGCCUCUUUGCGAAUCUAAUAAUGGCUCGACUUCUCAAAUUACAAAGAACAUAGGAAAGGCAUUUUCCUAUUCGGAUCCAGAGACUAGUUCCGAUUCGGAAGAAGAUGUCCGCCGAUUGAAUUCUCAUUCUCAUCCACCGCCGGAUACUUUAACUAUCCAAGCAGAGGAUGGACCGACUAUCCUGGAUGCUGGCACCACUUCUAGCAGUUGCACAGAAGAACACUCGUCCAAUGAUCAACAACAAUGCGUGGUAGAAGUGGGAGCUUCCGGUCUUGACAGUAGAGAACAAGAAGUAGAAGUGGAGCAAAAUGGUUCAACUACUAACGAUGUUAUUACAACAAUGGGUACUAUCACCGAAGAAGUGGGUAGCUUGGAAGUCGCUUUUCUAUAUGAUGCACCGAUGCGCGAGAUGACAGUUCAUGUAUUGCAAGGCCGAAAUUAUCCUGAAGGUAUAGGCGGCAGUCAAGUUCGACUAGUAUUAUUACCAUCGAAGAAACAACGACGCAAAACUCGGGUGCGUCAGGGUACAUCUCCACAAUACAUGGAGAGUUUUUUACUUCCACGAGUAAAUCCGGAGGAUGUAAAUGCCAUGGGUGUACGCUUAAGAGUAUAUUUAUGGGGCGGAAGAAUGCGUAGAGAAAGAUUGUUAGGCGAAGCAAGAGUCUCUUUCGAUCAAAUUAAUCUUCAGCUUGAAACUACACUUUGGUUAACGCUACAACCUCCACCUUUUUCUUCGGUACAAGAUUGGGGAACAACUAGUAGUUUGACUCGCAGCGAUUCGACAGGAUCACAACAAUCAGUUCAAUCAUAUGCAUCACCUACUGCACGUGUGCCAACUUAUGCAUCGCAUACUAUACCUCCUUAUGGGAGUAGUAUGAAGGGUGGAAGUGUAGCGGAGAUUUUAAUAGGUUUGGCUUAUAAUGGAACGACUGGACGUUUAUCGGUAGAGAUAAUCAAAGGAUCUCAUUUUCGUGGUGGUGGUGGGAAUGACACGAAACCACCUGAUACAUAUGUUAAGCUUGCUCUUGUGGAUAGUAAUGGUCAUGAAAUGGAACGAUCAAAAACUGGUUUGAAACGUGCUCAGCCGAAUCCUCUUUAUAAAGAAACAUUUAUAUUUCAAGUUGCACUAUUCCAACUUGGAGAUGUAACACUCUUUUUAUCGGUUUAUAAUCGACGAAGAGGUGGAAUGGGAAGAAAAGGAAGAGAAAUGAUUGGUUGGCUCAGUUUGGGAUUAAACAGUUCCGGUUCGGAGGAGCUUCAACAUUGGAAUGAUAUGCGUGCAGCAAGGCAACCGACGCAAGUUCAACGUUGGCAUUCGUUGCUACGUCCUUGA
Apis laboriosa (Himalayan honeybee) is the source of this 1752-nucleotide messenger RNA. It is a transcript of the gene Syt14, whose product is annotated as synaptotagmin-14. The record is from RefSeq and is a predicted model, not a curated record. The transcript is spliced from 8 exons. NCBI's taxonomy places the organism in Eukaryota, Metazoa, Arthropoda, Insecta, Hymenoptera, Apidae. The coding region runs from base 250 to 1752 and encodes 500 amino acids.